GACUGGCUUCGUCAGGGCUAGCAGUGUGAUGCACCUUAGGGAGCAGCUGACGGAAAAGGGCCAGUGCUCAAGCUUUACCAACGCUGAGAAAGAUCCCGAGGAGUUCCUCAAUCUCAUAAUGCAUCAGGUCCUGGGAAUAGAGCCACUCUUGAAACUGCAGUCAGGAGGCCAGAAGGAGCAGGACUGUUACUGUUACCAGAUAUUUAUGGACAAACAGGAGGACCUGGUGGUUCCCGACGUGCAGCAGUUAGUGGAACACUCCUUCCUGUCCUCAGAUCUGAAGCUGGUGGAGAUCCCUUCUUGCUUCAUUAUCCAAAUGCCACGUUUUGGAAAGGAAUAUAAAAUGUUCAGCAAAAUCAUUCCUUCCUUGGAGCUGGAUAUAACGGAUCUGCUGCUUGACAGUCCCAGGGAGUGCUGCCUGUGCGGCGACGUCGCCACCCUGGAGUGUUCGGAGUGUUUCAAAGACAAAGUAUUCGCAGCUUCGGGCCUGAAGCAGUUCUGCGCCUCCUGUUCCAGACAGGUUCACUCCCACUACCGACGCAAAACGCACAAACCGACGAGGCUGCAUAUCCCCGAAGAGUUUCACAGCCGGAGCCCCCGGGGCAGUCAGCAGGUCCCUCGUGAGAAGAUGGAGCUCUUCGCAGUCCUCUGCAUCGAGACCAGUCAUUACGUCUCCUUCGUGAAAUACGGCCCCGAGAACGAAGACUGGAUGUUCUUCGACAGCAUGGCUGACAGGCACGGUGAUGAAAAUGGCUUCAACAUUCCCACGGUAACGCUGUGCCCUGAAGUUGCCAAAUACCUGGACUUGCCACUGGCUGUGCUGGCCCUGGAGCAACCUCGGGACAUGGAUGGAGUAGCCAAGCGCCUCUUCUGUGACGCUUACAUGUACAUGUACCAGAGCAAGAAGAUGGCGCUUUACAAAUGA
Molecule: messenger RNA, 925 nt
Organism: Eurypyga helias (sunbittern)
Lineage: Eukaryota; Metazoa; Chordata; Aves; Eurypygiformes; Eurypygidae
Product: ubiquitin carboxyl-terminal hydrolase CYLD-like
Exons: 7
Biological process (GO): protein K63-linked deubiquitination
Cellular component (GO): cytosol
Molecular function (GO): K63-linked deubiquitinase activity; cysteine-type deubiquitinase activity
Source: RefSeq, a predicted model, not a curated record